Molecule: messenger RNA, 2275 nt
Organism: Phragmites australis (common reed)
Lineage: Eukaryota; Viridiplantae; Streptophyta; Magnoliopsida; Poales; Poaceae
Product: protein NRT1/ PTR FAMILY 8.3-like
Exons: 4
Coding region: 181-2013 (610 amino acids)
Biological process (GO): transmembrane transport
Cellular component (GO): membrane
Molecular function (GO): transmembrane transporter activity
Source: RefSeq, a predicted model, not a curated record
AUCUCAUCUCGGCACCAGAACAUCGGAGCAGCAGACGAAGCCCGAAAGGAGCAGAGAGCUUUCUUUGCUCGUGCAGCUCACUCCCGUUCCCGACAAUCACCUCGCGCUCGCAGCUCGUUUUUUUUACAGCUGAGCCUCCCUUUACCCAGGAUUUUCCUUGGAAGUCUUUUACAGAAGGAGAUGCAGGAGGAGGGAAUCGAAAGCCCCCGGGCUCACCACGCCCAUGUGGGUGUUGCCAAUCGGGCUACUGCCCGUCCAAUCGGACUACUGCGCGCUCGCAGCUCUCGAAAGGCGGUUGUCUGCAUCGGCAUGGACGCGGGAGACGCCAUGGAGAGGGGCGAGCUCUCGCCGCUCCUGCCCGAGAGUCACGGGUCGAAGAUUCAGGACGAUACCCUGCAAGUGCCACUCAUCAGGGACAAAAAACGCACAGGCAGCAAGGCACCAGCGGUAGUUCUAGGGUUCGAGUGCUUGGAGAGCACAGCGUUCAAUGGCAUCUCGACGAACCUGGUGGUGUACCUGGAGACCGUCCUCCACGGCAGCAACCUCGCGAGCGCCUCCAACGUCACGACGUGGUACGGCACGAGCUUCCUCACGCCGAUCUUCGGCGCCAUCAUCGCCGACACCUUCUGGGGAAACUACAACACCAUCCUGGUCUCCCUCGCCGUCUACCUUCUCGGGAUGAUGCUGGUGACCUUCUCGGCGUUCCUGCCGACGGCCACGGAGCUCGGUGGCACGUCGGUGUUCGGCGCGCAGACCAUCGUGUUCAUCGGGCUGUACCUCGUGGCGGUCGGGAGCGGCGGGGUGCGGUCGUCCCUGCUGCCGUUCGGCGCGGAGCAGUUCGACGACGACAACGCGGUGGACCGGGAGCGGAAGGCGUCCUUCUUCAGCUUGUUCUAUCUCUGCAUCGACUUCGGUCCGAUCGUCUCGGGCAUUUUCAUCGUGUGGAUCCAGGAGAACGUCAGCUGGGGCCUUGGCUUCGGCAUCUCCACCGCCUGCAUCGCGCUUGCCUUCGGCGCCUUCGUGCUUGCAACGCCCAUGUACAAGCGUCGUAUGCCGACCGGCACGCCGCUCAAGAGCCUGUGUCAGGUCGUCGUCGCCGCCUGCAGGAAAAUCGGCAACAGGGUGCCCACCGACGUUGGCAUGCUCCACGAGGUCAGCGACAAGGUCGACUCCCAGCCCAAGAUCGCGCACACCAGCGAGUUCACCUUCCUUGACAAGGCAGCCAUCAUCUCGGAGUCGGACUUGGAGGAGAUAUCGGAGGAGGUGGGCUCGUCGUGGAAGCUCUGCACCGUGACGCAGGUGGAGGAGCUCAAGAUCCUGUUACGUCUGCUGCCCGUCUGGACGACCAGCAUCAUCGUCUCCGCGGCGUACUCGCAGAUGAACACCACCUUCAUCCAGCAGGGCAGCGCCAUGGACAUGUCCAUCCUGUCGGUGCCCGUACCGGCGGCGUCGAUGGGCUCGUUCGAGGUGGUCUGCGUCCUGACAUGGGUGCUGCUCUACAGCAAGGUGAUCGUACCGGCGCUGAGGGGCUUAUCCGGUGGCGACGGCGAGCCGUCGCAGCUGCAGCGCAUGGGCGCCGGGCGGCUCCUCAUGGCGCUCACCAUGGCGGUCGCGGCGCUCGUGGAGAUGAAGCGGCUUGACAGCGCAGCGCGCGCCGAGGCGAUCGGCAUCGCGUGGCAGAUUCCGCAGUACUUCUUCCUGGCUGGCGCGGAGGUGUUCUGCUACAUCGCGCAGCUGGAGUUCUUCUACACCGAGGCGCCGGACACCAUGAAGAGCACGUGCACGUCGCUCGCGCUGCUCACCAUCGCACUGGGCAGCUACAUGAGCUCGCUCAUCUACGCCAUCGUGGCAGCGUUCACGGCGACGGCGGAAAGCCCCGGGUGGAUCUCCGACGACCUCAACCAGGGCCACCUCGACUAUUUCUUCUGGACCAUGGCGGCCAUGUGCACGCUCAACUUAGUCGUGUAUAGCUCGUUCGCCAAGAACUACAAGCUCAAGACGGUGCUGUCAUGACGUGUUUAUCCGCUGCUCUGCUCGCUUCUCGUCUGGAAGAUUCCAUUACAUUGUAGCACAAUUGCCAAUCAGUGAUUGGUGAAGGGUAACUAGAUCGUACUGGCUCAACGGCAAGUACAUACAUGUUAGCUAAAACACUGAAACGCGGUUGCAGGUGUCGCUCUUGCCGGAUUUUUGUCAGAGAAAACCGCACGGCUCACUCGUCCAUACAAAACGCGAUGAACUGAACAGGAUGGACAGAUCAAUUUUGUGCUGCGAUGAA